Onychostoma macrolepis is the source of this 2653-nucleotide messenger RNA. RefSeq names its product cut-like homeobox 2a (gene cux2a). Gene Ontology annotation, biological process: regulation of DNA-templated transcription. Bases 216 to 2300 code for a protein of 694 amino acids. The transcript is spliced from 13 exons. Gene Ontology annotation, molecular function: DNA binding; DNA-binding transcription factor activity, RNA polymerase II-specific. NCBI's taxonomy places the organism in Eukaryota, Metazoa, Chordata, Actinopteri, Cypriniformes, Cyprinidae. The record is from RefSeq and is a predicted model, not a curated record.
GCGUGCUUCCUUCAUCACCUAGAAACGGCAACGCUUGAGUCCUGGAUUUUCGAGGGAAACCGUCGCACAUGCACAGGGAAGAAACGGCUCUCUGGCUCGGUAUUAAACGGUAUUUAGCUCCAGGGGUAUUGAUUGGCUGUGUUUGUCCCUCCCCUCGUCUCUCGGCUCUGGUCUGAUGUUAGUUUGCUGAAGCUCAGCGUCAGGAGCGUCUCUGCAUGGAAAUACAGUCAAAUCAAGAGCGGAUCCACAAACACAUGGAUCUGUGUGUGUUUACUGCAGCGUCACCAACCUCUGCUGAUUUGGAGACGAUGGUUGCGAUGAGAGAUCGUGACAUUCAUCGUCUGGAACAGGAAGUGCGACGACUUCAGCGUCUGCUGCAGGAAGUCCAGGAGCGAACGGCCAAUCACGUCGCUCUGCUGCAACAACAACUGGCCAAUAAAUCACAGCAUAUAGAGAGACUUCAGGCCAAGUUACAGUCCCAGCAGGACUACGAGAAGAUCAAGACCGAGCUCAGGACUCUUCGAGCGCUGAUGCAAACUACAGAUGUAAUUUCGGUGUUUUCUCCUCCAUCUGAUGUCAGGAGCGUCUCUGUUGAUAACGAUCCUGUGAUCCAGAAAGAAACGCCGGAGUUUCAUCACUCCACUGGGAAAGAAGAAGCCCUGAACGAAUCUUCCUCGGUCAUCUCUGGGUCGCCAGCAUCAUCUUCAUCAUCUCUGAGCGUCCAGAGCUUCAUUAAAGAGGAGACAGACUCUGGUGAAGAUGAGCAGGAGUUUGACACGGCUCGAUUAGCUCAGCAGGUCAAAGAGGCUCUUCAGCAGCUGAACAUCGGCCAGCGGGUGUUCGGUCACUAUGUGCUCGGCCUCUCUCAGGGAACCGUCAGCGACAUACUGGCCCGACCCAAACCCUGGAGCAAACUGACCAGCAGAGGAAGAGAACCCUUCCUCAGAAUGAAGCACUUCCUGUCCGACGAGCACAGCAUCCGAACGCUCAGCGCCAUCCAGGAGAGACUGAGAGGUGUCUUCGUGCCGUGGGUUGGUCCUCCAGACAGGAGCUCAGAUGACGUGAUCAGGAACAUUCUGGAUCAGAGCCGUCUGGAGAUGCUGGAUGAUGAUGAUGAUGAUGAUGAUGAUGAAGGCAGCAGAUGUCAGCGCGGUGGAGACACGUCAGAUGACGUCAUCAGGAACAUCCUGCAGCAGGCCAAACAUGAGACGCAGACGCAGACACCUGCGAUGAACGACGCACCGGUCCGGCAGGAAGAGGAGGAUUAUGGGACACUGGAGUCCGGCGUUCAGUCCCUGGCUGAUUUUGUCCAAAACAUCAUCCAGAAGGUCAAAAGUGAAAUAUAUGAAGAUACUGAGCCCUCAGUUUCUCCGUCCUCUGUGAGCCGCUCGUUCCAGACGCUUGCAGCGGAUCCGGAUCAGAGAGCGCAGGGGUUUAAGAUGGAGACGCGUCAGAGACCUCGCUCCUGUCCCAUCAGCAGCAGCUGUGAGCUUCAGUCUCUGCAUCUGGACACGUUCAGCAUCACGCAGAGAGUCAAAGAAACUCUCACGGCCAACAACAUAGGUCAGCGUGUGUUUGGUGAAGAGGUUUUGGGUUUAACACAAAGCUCUGUGUCUGAACUGCUGUCGCACCCCAAACCCUGGACUAAACUCAGUCUGAAGGGAAAGGAGAACUUCAUUCGGAUGCAUCUGUGGCUCCAAGACCCCCAAAACAUCCAGAAGCUCAACGCUAUGAAGAAGAUGGACCACAGAGCUCGUCUCAAACGUGCUCUGAUGGGAUCAGACUGUGCUUCACAGAGGUGGUUGGAUGUGGGAGGACAGGGGUUUUGUGAUCGUUGGGGACGCUGUGAGGCGAUGAAGAGGCCGCGUGUCAUCCUCAGCGCUCAGGAGAGAGAUGCGCUGAUAGCGGUGUAUCAGACAGAGCCGUAUCCGUCUCAACACACCAUCGAGAGACUCGCAGCACAGCUAGGCCUGCACACCAGCACUGUUAGCAACUGGUUCUACAACUACAGGUCUAGAAUUAGACGAGACGGUUUUUCUGAACCAGUACAAACCAGAACAUUUCAGAAUUCAACCGGUUCUAGUCCGGUUUCAUCCAGUUUAGUCCGAGUCAAACAGGAGCCCAGUGAUGGGGAGACGGAGGAGGACGCAGAUCUGCAGAGAGAAGAGCACAGUCACGUCUCUGUCGGCGUGCAGUCCGUCUCGAGGGUGAAGAGAGAGAAAGAUGAAGAUCCCUGGACUUCACCUGACCAACAAUGCAGAAAAACCUCAGGAACAUCACGAGAUCUUCUCCCUGCUUGAGCUCUAAAUGUGACCAUGACAGUCUUUUUUUAUUCAGAUUUUUUGAUCAUUGAUUGAUAAUUUUAUUUAAUGAAAAAGUACACCCUGAUUGGCCAGAUUGGUCUAUUUUUUUUUAGUAUGACUGAAGAAUAAUUGUUGGUUGUAUAUUUGUUUGGUAACUACUAAUGUACGUUCAUUUAUAUUCAUUUUGGUUUGGAGACUAAAUGUUAAACAAUGAUAUGAAAGUUUGUUAAUAAAGUCCCUUUUUGGUGACUUAAAUAAGAUUCAGACUUCAACUUUUGCUUUUAUUUGUAUUUGUUUUGUUCCAAUUAUGUUGUUGAAAAAGUAAAUAAAUAUGUUUUAAAUAAUAAACA